This is a messenger RNA of Bipolaris oryzae ATCC 44560, 543 nucleotides long. RefSeq lists its product as uncharacterized. The record is from RefSeq and is a predicted model, not a curated record. NCBI's taxonomy places the organism in Eukaryota, Fungi, Ascomycota, Dothideomycetes, Pleosporales, Pleosporaceae. The transcript has 2 exons. Bases 1 to 543 code for a protein of 180 amino acids.
AUGAGAUUCUCAAUCACCCUCCUCCUCGCUGCGGCCGCAGCAGUCAUCGCUCAAGACACCGUCUCUGCUCCUGCCAGUGACUGCGAACCCCACGGCGACCACUGGCACUGCGCCGACGGCGUCCCAGAACCCACUACACCCCCUACUCCCGAGCAGCUCUCCAGUUUCUCUGCUGCAGAAGCCGCCGAGGACUCGACUCCCGCGUCUGCAAUCGCCUCCAGGACUUCUUCUGGAACCUUGCUAGUUACUCCUUCUUCAACUCACUCCCACGACGACGAUGACCACGAUGAUGAUCACGUGGCGACGGCUAGCACAUGCGAACCCCACGGCGACCACUGGCACUGCCCCUCUGGUGUCGCUGAGCCAACUGCUCCCCCUGCUGCGGCCGUCUCCGGCACUACUACCACUUCUGGAGCUACUUCUCGCGCCCCCUCUGCCGCCUCGUCUGCUAGCCAGGCGCCUCAGCAGACUGGUAAUGCUGCUGCGCAAAUUGGUGCUGGACAGGUUGUUGCUCUUAUUGGUGCUGCGGCUUACUUCCUGUAA